UGGUUUCACUUGGCCAAUUCCUGGAGUGACAGUAGAGAGCAGUCAAGUUUUUGGCGCCGUUGCCGGGGACGGCUAGGUUGUUGAAGAAAAGUGAUUUCUGUUAAUUUAGCUUUUCUUUUUACUUUGUUUACUUUGUCCCACUUGUGCCUUCACGGGUUUGUUGCUUGAGUGUGUGCAGGUAGUGCAUGACCCGUAGCCAGUCGGGUGGUUUACUGCCGUUGAAUCCAGAGAUUGACCGCACCUGUCGCCAGCUCAGGAGACAACAGCGAGCUAGACUGGCUACGGAAGAGCGCAUAGACGGCCACCUGAGCAGCGAUUCUGAAGAAGAGCACGGGAUGGACGGAGACUACAACCAACACCAGGGGAAUCCACAGCAGGUUCCCCCGGUGAAUCAGGUCCUGGGGAACAACCCCAUACCCCAGGACCAUGGAGUUCAUCAUCCACCGCAGCCGGGUCCCACCUUGGAGUACUACUACACUCCGCGGAUUGCUGAUAUCCGCCCGGUCAUCCUCUACCCGCCGAUCCCAGCAAACAACUUCGAGAUCAAGCCAUGCUGGAUUCAGCUCAUCACAUCCUCGAUCCAGUUUCAUGGCUUGAAGGAUGAGGAGGCCAGGGUACAUCUGUCCCGUUUUCUGCAGCUGACAAACGGGUUCAAGCUGAACGGUGUUCCCGAUGAUGCGAUCCGCCUUCAUCUCUUCCCCCAUUCUCUGGCGGGAAAUGCUAAGAGGUGGUUGGAGACCCAGCCCCCAUUGUCCAUCACCUCUUGGGACGAUCUGGCGGACAAGUUCGUGCACAGGUACUAUCCGGCAUCGAAGACUACAGAGAUUCAGCGGGAGAUCACUCACUUCCGCCAGGAGCCAGAUGAGUCACUCCGUGAUGCUUGGGAGCGGUACAUGGGCUACUUCUGGCAGUGCCCCCACCAUGGCUUUAGUGAUGCUUUCACUGUGGGGAACUUCUACAGUGCCCUUUCGCCAGAUAGCCAGAGGGUGAUUGAGUCUCUAUGCCCAGGAGGGGAUAUUCUUACCAAGACUCCACCCGAGCUGAACCAGAUGAUCAGUACUUUGGCUGCCAGAGAUCAUUCUUGGGGACAGGGUAGCCGAGGCAGACAGUCCCGGGACCGUGGUGUGCACGCCAUGGAGACCAGAUCCGGGCUCGAGCAGCAGGUAGCUGAGCUAGUGCAGACAUUGAAGCAGCCCAACAGUCUGAUUCCGGGCAGAGGUUUGGCUACACCUCCAGUAGCUCAAUGUCAGUGGUGUGAGAGCUCCAGUCACCUGGUGGAGGACUGCCAGGCUAUGAGGGAGUCUACCACACCCCAGGAGUAGAAGACUCUCGCAUAGCCUAGAAGUCUUCCACCAGAUGAUUUGAGCUCUCACACCACUAACAUUGAGCUACUGGAAGUGUAGCCAAACCUCUGCCCGGAAUAAGACUGUUGGGUUGCUUCAAUGUCUGCACUAACUCGGCCACCUGCUGCUCGAGCCCGGACCUGGCCUCCAUGGCGUGCAAACCACGAUCCCUAGAAUUUUUGCCUCUGGUGCUCUGCCCCUAGGAGUGAUCUCUGGCAGCCAAGGUACUGAUCAUCUGGUUCAGUUCGGGUGGAGUCUUAGUAAGAAUAUCCCCUCCUGGGCAUAGAGACUCAAUCACCCUCUGUUGUCCAGAUAGAGAGCACUGUAGAAGUUCCCCACGGUGAAUGCAUCACUGAAGCCAUGAUGGGGACACUGCCAGAAAUACCCAGAUUACCGCUCCCAUGCAUCACGAAGUGACUCGUCUGGCUCUUGGCGGAAGUGAGUGAUCUCUCGCUAGAUCUCUGUGGUCUUCGAUGCUGGAUAGUACCUGUGCACGGACUUGUCAGCCAGAUCGUCCCAAGAAGUGAUGGACAAUGGGGGCUGGGUCUCCAACCACCUUUUAGCAUGCCCCGCCAGAGAAUGGGGGAAGAGGUGAAGGCGGAUUGCGUCAUCAGGGACAUCGUUUAGCUUGAACCCGUUCGUCAGCUAUAGAAAACGGGAAAGGUGCACCCUUGCCUCCUCGUCCUUCAAGCCAUGAAACUGGAUAGAGGAUGUAAUGAGUUGAAUCCAUCAUGGCUUGAUCUCGAAGUUGUCAACUGGAAUGGGCGGGUAGAGGAUGACAGGGCGGAUAUCAGCCACCCGUAGAGUGUAGUAGUACUCCAAGGUGGGACCCGGCGGUGGUGGUUGAUGAUGAACCCCAUCUGCCUGGGGUACUGGGUUGUCCCAGGAUCUGGUUCACUGGGGGAAGCUGGAGAGGUAGCCCCUGUGGCGGGUUAUGGUCUCCUUCCAUCGCGUACUCUUCCUCGGAAUCGCUGCUCAAGUGGCCGUCUAUGCGCUCCUUUGUAGCCAGUCUAGCUCGUUGUUGUCUCCUAAGUUGGCGACAGGUGCGUUCAAGCUCCGGAUCCAACGGCAGUAAACCUCCUGACUGGCUGUAACACCCUACCCUAUACGUUCUGCCUAAUCAUAUUGUUCAUACAAUUGCAGCGGAAUUAAUCUCGGGUGUUACAUUAAUUAUCAAAAUUUACCCAAAUAAAAUUUCGACAUGAAUUACUCGCGUAAUGGGCUAACAGUUCUUGCAACUUAUUCUGCAAAAUAAUUCAUCACAAACAUAUAUACUCACAACCAUAUGCAUUGGCUUUUCUUAGCCAUAGUCACAACUUACACAGUUACACAACAUAUACACAUAUCAUCAACUUUUCACACUUGUGGAUAUCUCACACUACAUCAGAAGCUAGUAUGCACAUGAAAAACGUUCUCAAAACAUUUUUACAAAAAGGUGUGGAUCACUGGCCAAAAUCCCGAGUAGUAGUCCAAGCACAGAAUGGUUGAAGACCAUACCUCAUCUUGCCUUCAACUCUUGCUCAGCUCCCACCUAUACACCUAUCUACUGCUGAUGAUGAUGAUCUGCUUACACAUAGCAUAAGCAGAGAAAAAGGAUAAAGAGGGUCAGCUCAU
Molecule: messenger RNA, 2957 nt
Organism: Linum trigynum
Lineage: Eukaryota; Viridiplantae; Streptophyta; Magnoliopsida; Malpighiales; Linaceae
Source: the annotation of a GenBank genome assembly